UCUCACAGCCAGGGCCAUCUUUUCUCCGAAUUGCGACCGUGCACGAGGACCAAACUGCAAAAGAUCCAGCCCCCUCCCUGCAAACGUCCCACUCUAUAAAGGAAACCAACAACGCAGCGCUUCCCCACCACCACUCCCACCACUUCGAGCGCCUCCUCCUGUCUCGUCCUCGUCCCCCGUCCCCUCGUCGGCGCCCGAUCUAAGUCAAGAUGAGUCGUGGCGGGAGUGCUGGUGGUGGUCAAAGUUCUCUGGGUUACCUGUUUGGAGAUGGCGAGCCUGCAAAGCCUGCUGCAGCACCAGCUGCGAAGCCCGCACCUGCUGAGAAACCAGCACCGGCAGCUGCUGAUGUAGCCAAGCAGAUUCCAGCUGGCAUUCCAGGUAGCCGGGCGAACAACUAUUACCGUGCAGAUGGCCAGAACACGGGCAACUUCCUUACGGACCGUCCUUCAACCAAGGUUCAUGCUGCUCCUGGCGGUGGCUCGUCCCUGGGCUACUUGUUUGGCGGAAAGUGAUGUUAAUGAUGGUGCCUGCUUAAUGAACGAGCGAUGAAUUGGCCUGUAUCUCUGUUAUCCAUGUGGUGAAAACUGGAAGUGUUUGGUUUGAGCAGUUUACCACCUGCGUCGAUGUACUCUGUCUGUAUGGUUCAUUGUGUCCAAGCUGACCUCCUGCUUGGAAGCCAGCUUGCCUAAAACCUGUCGCUUUCAAACUAAUCGUCUUCAUCUCAAAACUUGGUGUGCCUAAUUCAUUGUUUGCGUUCC
This is a messenger RNA of Triticum aestivum (bread wheat), 758 nucleotides long. Its product is annotated as protein SPIRAL1-like 1. NCBI's taxonomy places the organism in Eukaryota, Viridiplantae, Streptophyta, Magnoliopsida, Poales, Poaceae. The transcript is spliced from 3 exons. Gene Ontology annotation, cellular component: cortical microtubule, transverse to long axis. Gene Ontology annotation, biological process: cortical microtubule organization. The record is from RefSeq and is a predicted model, not a curated record. The coding region runs from base 210 to 512 and encodes 100 amino acids.